CUUCAACAAAUCUAAAACAAUGGAGCGAUAACAUAAAUGAACCAAAACUUCAUUCAGUCUUAACCAGAACGAGGUUCUUCCUUAUAUUGCACCAGCCUAAUUGACUUCUGUUCGAUUAUUUCGAAUCGACCAUCAAGAUGGGACGCCGCUCUUCAGCUGUGGUCACUGGAAUUGCUAGGGACGACUCGGAUGAUGAGCUUGGCAUUGAUGACCACCCUUGGGAGUGGAUCUACCCGCAAUCAGAACCCUCUGACUCGACAACCAAGAGAAAGAGGAAUUCCCAACAUGAUAUCAUCGGCGCCCGCAUGGGGACCUUUGAAUGCUACGUCGGCGACUGCGUUCUCUUAAAGGCGGAGGAGUCCUCUAAUGAGGCAUGGGUUGCUAUAAUUGCUGAAUUCCGUGAAGAGGAUGAAGAUGGCGACAAGGCUGCCAAUUUCUUAUGGUUUUCCACCGAGAAGGAAAUACGGAAAAGUGAUCGGAAAAGGACCGAUUUUCUCCCGAAUGAACUGUAUAUUACGCCAUCUUGUGAUGUUAAUCCGUUGGCGUCUAUCAAUGGCAAGGCCAUUGUCUUGUCCCAUGAAAAGUUCCUACAGAAGUAUCCCAGUGGCAAGGUUCCCCGUAACUCACUAGGUCACAAGAAGACCUUCGUCUGCAGGAGAGGAUGCAACACAAGGACUUCAACUUAUACGGAUGAAUUCUUAUGGGAAGAUGUCUACUCGGGAAAGGGGGAAGAUAUAGACGACCUGAGAGAAUUAGUUGAGAAAGGAACUAAGUCGACACGGAAGCGAAAGAAUCGCGAAAUCUCGAAAGUGGAAGCGGAUUAUGUUGCCAUCCAACCAGAACAUGAUGAUGAUGAUAAUUCCGAUGGUGCUGCUCCUCGUGCAGUAAGUACGCCGAGGAAAAAACAGAAAACAACGCGCGUUGUGACACCCUCCAAUCGCAAGGUUAUAGUGAAGAAGGCGUUGGAAUUCACACCUCUUGCCACCCGCAUACUCUCCCCAAGUCAUCAUCAAUCCUCCCCCUUCCAGAUCGCAAGAGCUCAGUUACAUGUCGCUUCAGUACCCUCAAGUUUACCUUGUCGAGAAUCGGAGUUUUCCUUGGUAUAUUCACAUCUCGAAGCGGCUAUCACUGAUGGGUCCGGUGCUUGUAUAUACAUAUCUGGCACGCCUGGAACCGGGAAAACGGCAACGGUGCGAGAGGUAGUGUCGAAACUAGACGAGGCAGUACGAUCCGACGAGCUAGACGAUUUCAUCUUUGUCGAAAUCAACGGCAUGAAGAUAACCGACCCACACCAAUCAUAUUCUCUACUAUGGGAGGCCUUAAAAGGGCAAAGGGUUAGCCCAAGCCAAGCAUUGGACCUCCUAGAGCGCGAGUUUAACCACCCCAGCCCUCGACGAGUUCCUUGUGUUGUCUUGAUGGACGAGCUCGACCAACUCGUUACCAAGAACCAGAGUGUCAUGUACAACUUUUUCAAUUGGCCUGGGCUUAGGCAUUCCAGGCUUAUUGUUUUGGCGGUUGCUAACACGAUGGACUUGCCGGAAAGAACACUUAGCAAUAAGAUCAGCAGUCGUCUGGGAUUAACGCGUAUCACCUUCCCAGGUUAUAAUCACGAACAACUUAUGAAGAUCAUCCAAUCGCGACUCGAGGGUGUACCCGGAAAUAUUGUCGAGUCAGACGCCGUUCAAUUCGCCAGUCGGAAAGUUGCAGCUGUAAGCGGUGAUGCGCGACGUGCUCUCGAUAUCUGUCGUCGAGCUGUCGAGUUAGCAGAAGCCGAUGUCAAGGCCGGGGAUCCAGAUCCGUCAACCCCGAGCAAGAGAGCGAAAGCGAAGACAGGUGAAGCAGAUAAAGCGAAAAGCUCUAGAGGGAAGGUUACGAUCGCAACAGUAAAGCGGGCCAUCAACGAAGCGACUACGAGUCCGCUGCAACAGUACUUGCGCGCACUUCCGUUCGCUUCCAAAUUGGUCCUUACAUCACUACUCGUGAGGAACGAGCGAACAGGUCUACCCGACAGCACAUACGGCGAUGUGAUGGAGGAAAUGAACCGCGCACUCGUAUUAGAUGCAGGAAGUCGACGAGUAAACUUACUCAAGCACGGCGCAAAUCAAGAUUCUAGUGCAGACAUCAGCACACGAAGAGGCAAAUCCAAACCCGUCAGACCGGCGGGGAUUAGUACUGCCGCGGUUGAUUUGACCGGUGCUGGAAUUAUCGUAUUAGAGGGACAGCGAGCCGAGAGACCAAGUAAGAUCAGACUUGCGGUGGGGGAUGAAGAGAUAAAGCUUGCAUUCCGAGAUGACCCUGAAAUUAGGGCGUUGGGUAUAGCAUUCUAGUGUACAGCAUAUAGUGCUAAAAUCAAGAUUCCCCCUUUGCCAUUUAUCAUCCUUUUAGACGUAGCG
This is a messenger RNA of Hypoxylon trugodes, 2393 nucleotides long. RefSeq names its product P-loop containing nucleoside triphosphate hydrolase protein. NCBI's taxonomy places the organism in Eukaryota, Fungi, Ascomycota, Sordariomycetes, Xylariales, Hypoxylaceae. Gene Ontology annotation, biological process: DNA replication initiation; mitotic DNA replication checkpoint signaling. Gene Ontology annotation, molecular function: ATP binding; DNA replication origin binding; ATP hydrolysis activity. The coding region runs from base 138 to 2327 and encodes 729 amino acids. The transcript is spliced from 3 exons. Gene Ontology annotation, cellular component: nuclear origin of replication recognition complex. The record is from RefSeq and is a predicted model, not a curated record.